Messenger RNA from Sordaria macrospora k-hell, 2262 nucleotides. RefSeq lists its product as uncharacterized. Gene Ontology annotation, cellular component: plasma membrane. Lineage: Eukaryota; Fungi; Ascomycota; Sordariomycetes; Sordariales; Sordariaceae. The record is from RefSeq and is a predicted model, not a curated record. Gene Ontology annotation, biological process: cellular response to pH.
AUGGAACCGCGACAGCUCUUCAGCGACUCGGCGGCCGAUCCGACAUCUACCGCCGAGGCCGUCAACAAUGCUCUCAACUGCGCUUCUUUCAACCUCCCUGAAGGAGGCAUUCUCCAACUCCCGAACGGCGAGAUCAUUACGCUUAGCGGUCCGGCCGCCUUCAACCCACCAUCCUGCGGCCUCGCCAUUCGUUCCGUUCCGAACAUCAUUGCUGGGACUGGAGGUAGCACCAUGGGACUGAAGACAGAUGACGACGCCCACUUUUCGGACUUCCACGAUCCGUUCUAUGCGUCAACAUUUCCGCAAGUCUACGCUCUUGCGGCGACGACAAUUAUUGCAUAUACCUUGGUCAUCAUGCUCUUUAUCACACCCAGGUCCUUUCUCGAUGGCGGAGUGGUUGUUCUGGGGCGCAAGGGGUUCACGAACGGCGGGGGCGGCACCAGUAUUGGCGGACGUCCUUGGUUGCAGAAAAUUGCAGCUCUCACGGUCGCCAUCUCACUGACCAUCGCCAACGCAGCUACGUUUCGCGUCGCCGAGCUCCAGUAUUCCUGGGGGACCCAAAAUGCCACGCAACUACAGGAAGAUGUUCUUGGUGGGACCGAGCUCAAAGUCAUCCGCAUCAUAUCCAACACUUUCCUAUGGCUCGCCCAAGCGCAAACCCUAAUUCGCCUCUUCCCACGCCAGAGAGAAAAGGUGAUUAUCAAAUGGACGGCAUUUGCACUCAUCACGCUAGAUGUCGUUUUUCAAUGUCUCAACAGCUUCAAGUAUCAGGGCUCCGACGUCACACGGCCCAAGUUCACUGAGGCCGUGCCGGCCCUCAGUUAUCUGUUCGCCCUCGCCCUAGGGGUCCUCUAUGCUGCUUGGGUCUUAUAUUACUCACUGAUGAAGAAGCGGUACGCGUUUUACCACCCCUUGAUGAAGAACAUGAUCCUCGUGGCUUUCCUGUCUGUGCUCUCCGUUCUCGUUCCUGUUGUAUUCUUCAUCCUCGAUAUGUCGAAAACCGGUAUUGCGGGCUGGGGAGACUACGUCAGAUGGGUGGGGGCAGCAGCAGCUAGUGUCAUUGUGUGGGAAGAAGUGUUCGAUGGAGACGAGAUGCUCGAGGCCUCACAGUCGGAACAUGCCUGGCCAAAGAGGAGGAGAAAGGGUUCGGGCGGUUCGGAUUCGCAAGACACGGAAAGUGGCAGGGGUGAAAAGGGCGGCGGAUCAAGUCUAUCGAGGUUCGGUGCCUGGCCGAGGAUUAGCAACUUGACAUCAAAAGACCGGGCGGAGCACGGCUCCAGGAACGAGACCAACCGGGAAAGUUCACCGGUGGCGGAUACUACAAACGACGACGAGAGGCCACGGUUCCGACCACCGCCGUUAUGGCCCGCGCGACCCACUCCGGCAGCGACACCAGUGAGUCGGACGGACACUACUAGCGCUGCUAGUACUAUAUACGCUGUCAGGUACAAUACCAUGACAGAACCAACAAUGUAUGGAACGCCACCGCCGAUACACAGUAUGGGGCGUUUGUCUAGAAGCGAGAGUCGUGGUUCCAGUCGACAUGGAGACUACGGGAGCACGAGUCCUGGCUCGACUCCUGCUCAAGACGCCCGCCCAACGCAAAAUUCCCACACCCAAACGGAAACACCAUCGGCAGGAAGUAGGUGGCACGCACUUGUCCCGGCGACUUCGAGCAGGGAUUUCGUGCCGCGCUCGGAGUCACGAGGAAGCAGCAAGAUGCAGCGCGAUGAGAAUUCCCGAUGGGAUCUGCGAGCUAGAGUCGAGGAGUUCGCGGCUACCCAGGCAGAGAAGCUGCGUGAGAAAUUCCGCCCGACGCUGGAUACCAACAACUUGCCGGUAACCGUCAUCCCGGCGCCGCCGCGAAGAGGCGCCGCCCUCGCCCAGCUUCGUGAGGAUGAAGAGCUUAAUAUUUCAUCAAGGGAGGGAGUGGCCAGGGAAGAGAGCUGGAAUAGCAAUGCUUCGGGAAUGGUGACUGCGGGAGAGGCUACACAAUCACCAACACAAGCCUCCUUUCCUCCACCACGUGCGGCAAGCAGCAGCAUGAGCACAGCGCAAACGUCGCGGCCACGGCUCAGUCCAAUCGUCACUCAGGGUUCUUUUACCAACAACAGCCGGUAUAACCACCUGCCAGUGACGGUAAUACCAGCUCCACUACGUCAGGACUCGGCCAGAGCACCAUCGCAGCCGCAGUCACCGUCGCCAGUUGCUCUCGGUAAGCAACCGGCGAGAAGCGACUCGACAACGACACCGUCUCCUUGA